Messenger RNA from Manihot esculenta (cassava), 1861 nucleotides. RefSeq names its product berberine bridge enzyme-like 14. The record is from RefSeq and is a predicted model, not a curated record. Bases 97 to 1755 code for a protein of 552 amino acids. Gene Ontology annotation, molecular function: oxidoreductase activity; FAD binding. NCBI's taxonomy places the organism in Eukaryota, Viridiplantae, Streptophyta, Magnoliopsida, Malpighiales, Euphorbiaceae. The transcript has a single exon.
UGACGAUUUACGUUGAAUUUAUUUUCAUCCUCAGUUUUCAUUUCAAUUCCAAUGCCUUAAUUUUCCCUAUAAAUUACACAAUCAAUUGUCCAUCAAAUGAUCAUCCUUCUCUACCUGCAGAAACAAAUGAAGCUUUUAGCUCUUUCUCUAUUUUCACUUCUUUUCAUUUCAUCUGUUUCCGUGUCUAGAUCAAAGAAAAUCAACAAUGAAGACUUUCUCCAAUGCCUUUAUAACAAAUCCCAGCCAUCAAAUCCAAUUUCUGAAGCAAUCUACACGCCCAGCAAUUCUUCAUUCACAGAUGUUUUAGAGAGUUAUGUACGAAACCUCAGAUAUUCAACUCCUUCAACUCCAAAACCUCUUGCAGUUGUAGCAGCAAAGCAUGAAUCCCAUGUACAGGCAGCUGUUUUAUGUUGUAAAAAUCUAGGUUUGCAGAUCAGAAUCCGAAGUGGUGGUCAUGAUUACGAUGGACUUUCAUAUGUAUCACAAGUCCCAUUCGUUGUCCUCGACAUGUCUAAUCUCCGUUCCAUUGAUAUAGACAUCAAAGAUGAAACUGCUUGGGCUCAGGCAGGUGCAUCUCUCGGUGAACUUUAUUAUAAAAUUGCUGAGAAAAGUAACGUCCAUGGAUUCCCAGCUGGCGUCUGCCCUACACUGGGCCUUGGAGGACACAUUUCAGGAGGAGGGUAUGGGAACAUGAUGAGAAAAUAUGGUCUUUCCAUUGACAAUGUUGUUGAUGCACAAAUUGUUGAUGUCAAGGGUAGAAUUCUCGACAGAAAAUCAAUGGGAGAAGAUCUAUUUUGGGCCAUCAGAGGAGGAGGUGCGGCGAGCUUUGGAGCCGUUCUUUCCUGGAAAAUAAAAUUGGUUGCUGUCUCUGAACGAGUCACCGUUUUCCAAGUUGUUAGAAGUAUUGAUCAGCAAGGUGGCACUGACCUUGUUUUGAAAUGGCAACAAGUUGCAGACAAGCUAGAUCAAGACCUGUUCAUUAGAUUAGUGCUGCAACCUGCCAAUGGAGCUCAACAAGGCAAGAAGACCAUAAACGCAAUAUUCGUCGGCAUGUUUCUCGGCGACGCAGAAAGACUCCUGCCAUUGAUGGAAUCCAAUUUUCCUGAACUGGGUUUACAGAAGAAUGACACUACUGAAAUGAGAUGGAUUGAAUCUGUUGUAUUCUGGGUUGGGAUGCCAAAAGGAACUCCAAUCGAAGCUUUACUCAACAGAACUUAUUCAAAGGCAAUGCUGAGUUACUUGAAACGUAAAUCAGACUACGUGAAGCAACCCAUUUCAAAGAAAGAUUUGGAAUCAUUAUGGAAACUCAUGACUGAAAUCGGCGAAGUGGGAAUGACAUGGAAUCCUUACGGGGGAAAAAUGAAUGAAAUUUCAGAGACAGAAACUGCAUUUCCACACAGAGCUGGAAACUUAUAUAAGAUUCAGUAUUCUGUGAAUUGGAAAGAAGAAGGUUCUGAAAAAGCCAACCACUACCUGAAUUUGACGAGAACACUUUACGAAGCCAUGACCCCUUAUGUAUCGAAGAAUCCAAGGGGAGCAUUUCUCAACUAUCGAGAUAUUGAAAUCGGCACCAUUGGCAGCAGUGGAAAUGGUACGUUCCAGGAAGCAAGCGUUUAUGGUCGCAGUUACUUCAACGGUAACUUCGACAGAUUGGUGAGUGUAAAGACAGCAGUUGAUCCAGAAAAUUUCUUCAGAUAUGAACAGAGUAUUCCAAUUCAAUCGAGAUCGUCCAAGGUCAAAGUUGGGUCAUUGUAAAUAUUGCAUUAACUAGCUAGGUAGCUUAUAUUUCUGCGUAUUCCUCACUGUGUUAUCGUUUUUUUAUUAUUAUUAUUAUUUUUUUUAUUGGAUACUCUAUUGUAAA